AUGUCCGAUCAAGAACAACCUCCCACUCCUAAUCCUGACUCAACAAACACAACCCCCAUCAAGCCUAAACGUGCACCUCCCAAACUAGGCAAGAAGUCUCCUGGCAAUCAAGAACAAACCCCUCCAUCAUCGGAACAAGACCAGGGCCAGGACAAGCAACCUAAAGAAGAAGAGUCCAAGCCCGAAGAGCCCGUCGAACAACAAGAACCGGACUCAGAGCCCGAGCCCGAACAAGAAGGCGACGAACCUGAACCAGAACCAGAACCAAAACCCCAACCCAAGCCCGAACGUCGUCGCAGACCUCGUCCCCGCCAAGAAUCAGAAACAGAAUCCAUCGCACGCAGCGAAAUGGAACAAGAGCCCAAACCCCAACGCCGCGUCCGUCGCCAGCGCCAGCCACAGCAACAACAAAACGGCAGUCCGCUCGGCGGGCUUCCGGGUGUUGGCGGCGUGGACCAGGCGGGCCAGCUCGUGCAGAACACAGCUGGUAAUGCCCUGAACGGGGUGACUGGCAGUGCAGGCAAGGCUGUUGGUGGAAUCCUCGGUAGUGGUGAGGAGAAGAAGGAAGACGAUGGCGGUCGUGAUGAGCAGCUUCGUCUGCGCUUGGACUUGAAUCUGGAUAUUGAGGUUCAGCUCAAGGCGAAGAUUCAUGGUGAUUUGACGAUUGGUUUGCUGUCAGUAUUCCCUGUUCUCUUCUGUGCGCUCCCCUUUCUCCUUUUGUUAUGCUUGGUCUUGUCGUCCCGUCACAUUUAA
Messenger RNA from Penicillium egyptiacum, 753 nucleotides. The record is from the annotation of a GenBank genome assembly. Lineage: Eukaryota; Fungi; Ascomycota; Eurotiomycetes; Eurotiales; Aspergillaceae.